CGCCCGAAGGAGGGCAAAUGCGACCCAGGCCCGGCGCGAGGGUUGCCUUUGGGAAGCGCGGGACUUAAGGAGGGGCCGCUUUCUGCCCCCCUCCUCAUGCUUCACCCCAAAGAAAGACUCUAGUCCUCUCCAUACCCAAACACCAUUCUCCUCGACAAUCACUGUCACUCUUUCAGAGACAGAGCGACCACCAACGGUGGUUUCAGCAAUGGCCCCAUCCUGAUUCCUGGCCCAGGUCGGUUGUCAUGGUAACUCUUCCCAGUCGGGAACACCCUUAGCCUCCCCUCCCCUCCACCUUUGUGGUUAUGGAGCUCCAAACCUGUCUUGGCCCUGCACCAGGAAGAGGUUGCUAAGGUAACCCAAGUCCCUGGUGGUCCUUAUACCCCUACCCUCAUUGGUUACUAUGGCAACCUCACCUAGCACUCAGGUAGAAAGGACCCCAGCCCCAAGGACACUGCUGAGGGAAACAUCUCUUUCCCAAUCCCUCCGCCCAGCCACCCAAUUGGCAUUACCAUGGUAACCAUCCAUCUCCCCCUUUCCCAUCAGUGGGAGGUCUGUGGACCAAACCAACCAGGUGUUUUUAUUUAGAGGAGAUGCUCUGCUGAGGAGUAGUCGCUAUGGUUACAAGGCCCGGACCAUCCCCAGGGAGCAGUGCAGCUGAGCUGGGCUGGAACUGCCCGCCUGGAGCUCCCUCAGCCUGCAACCUAGGAGAUGCAGCAACUGAGGCUCAGGCCAGGUGAAGUCUAGCCUGAAGUGAAUGUGGAUCCACUUACCUUGUUUUGUGGGCAAUGGAGAGACAGAGUCUCAGCUUAACUGUCCUCUCCUCCCCUGACCACCUUUUCUCUCUCAUGCUCCCUGAUGGUUUCCUGCUCUAUCUGAUACCCGGGAAGCCCAGCUAAGGGCCUGACUUCAGCCCCAUGCGGCUCACCCGCUGCCAGGCUGCUCUGGCAGCCGCCAUCACCCUCAACCUCUUGGUCCUGUUCUAUGUCUCGUGGCUGCAGCACCAGCCCAGGUACUCCCCGGCCAGGGGCUCCCGCCGUGGAUCUGCCUCCGGCCCCCGGGUCACCAUCUUGGUGCGGGAGUUCGAGGCCUUUGACAACGCGGUGCCAGAGCUGGUGGACUCCUUCCUGCAGCAGGACCCAGCCCAGCCGGUGGUGGUGGCAGCCGAUACGCUCCCCUACCCGCCUCUCGCCCUGCCCCGCAUCCCCAGCGUUCGCCUGGCGCUGCUCCAGCCCGCCCUGGACCGGCCCGCUGCAGCCUCGCGCCCUGAGACCUACGUGGCCACCGAGUACGUGGCCCUGGUGCCUGACGGGGCGAGGGCCGAGGCACCGGGCCAGCUGAAGCGCAUGGCUGAGGUGCUGCGAGCGGGAGGCGCACGCCUGGUGGCCGCUCCCGUUGCUUCGGCCAACCCUGCCCGGUGCCUGGCCCUGAACGUCAGCCUGCGGGAGUGGACGGCGCGCUACGGCCCGGCACCCUCCGCACCCCGCUGCGACGCCCUGGACGGGGACGCCGUGGUUCUCCUGCGCGCCCGCGACCUCUUCAACCUCUCGGCGCCCCUGGCCCGGCCCGUGGGCACCGGCCUCUUCCUGCAGACCGCCCUCCGCGGCUGGACGGUGCAGCUGCUGGACCUGCCCUUCGCCAGGGCGCGCCAGCCCCCGCUGACCACGGCCCACGCGCGCUGGAAGGCGGAGCGCGAGGGGCGGGCGCGGCGGGCGGCGCUGCUGCGGGCGCUGGGCAUCCGCCUGGUGAGCUGGGAGGGCGGGCGGCUCGAGUGGUUCGGAUGCAACAAGGAGACCCCGCGCUGCUUCGGGACAGUGGUGGGCGACACGCCGGCCUACCUGUACGAGGAGCGCUGGACACCCCCGUGCUGCCUGCGUGCGCUGCGCGAGACGGCCCGCUACGUGGUGGGCGUGCUGGAGGCGGCCGGCGUGCGCUACUGGCUGGAGGGUGGCUCGCUGCUGGGGGCGGCCCGCCACGGGGACAUUAUCCCGUGGGACUACGACGUGGACCUGGGCAUCUACCUGGAGGACGUGGGCAACUGCGAGCAGCUGCGGGGUGCCGAGGCGGGCUCGGUGGUGGAUGAGCGCGGCUUCGUGUGGGAGAAGGCUGUGGAGGGCGACUUCUUCCGCGUGCAGUACAGCGAGAGCAACCACCUGCACGUGGACCUGUGGCCCUUCUACCCUCGAAACGGGGUCAUGACGAAGGACACGUGGCUGGACCACCGGCAGGAUGUCGAGUUCCCCGAACACUUCCUGCAGCCUCUCGUGCCCCUGCCCUUUGCCGGCUUCGUGGCGCAGGCACCUAACAACUACCGCCGCUUCCUGGAGCUCAAGUUCGGCCCCGGGGUCAUCGAGAACCCCGAAUACCCCAACCCAGCACUCCUGAGUUUGGCAGGAAGCAGCUGAAGCUCCAGCGCCUGAUCUUGGAGUCAGGAGCACAUUCAGGCACAGGGCAUUCAUUGUCCUUUGUCUUGGUGCUGCUGGCGUUUGGUGGGCAAGCCAGGGAUGCCAAGCCACCUUGCUGGGCCCAGCACAGCCCGGGACCUCAAAGGCGUGCCCUGCCCCAAAUUUCCAGAACCGGGGCUCCAGGGCUGGGGCAGAGUUUUGGAAAGAGAGGGAGAAAGAGUGUAGGUUCUGGGGCCAGACUGCUGCGUCCCAAUUUCUCUGCGCCUCGGUUUCCUCCAGGAUUCAGUGUGUGCCUUCAGGGUCUAGCACACAAAGAGCCCCAGGACACUUGGCCGUUGGAGUUGCUUCUGCCACUAGAGGGCGCCCUUGUCCUACCUUGGGGGCCAAGGCGAAUGUAAGCCCGGGACCUCUGUUCCACGGCUUUCACGUCUCUUGAGCCUUUGGUCUUCCCUCUAGCCUCCUGUGCCUGGCAGGACAGGAUGACUAAAUCCCCUUCUUUCUGAAAACGACCUCCUUCCCUCCUGGGAGAGCGCCGUGAGGUGCAUGCUGCUCGUAACCCCAUCUUGCAGAGAAGCAAACAGGCUCUGAGGUGUGGCUGUGGUUAAGAACCGGGUUCUGGAUCCCGGCCCCCUCCAUUUAACUGUUACCUCAUUAUUUUAGCCCUCUGCACCUGUUAGCCACUCGCAAGGUGGGGUAAACAAUAAUCCUAGCUCACAUUUACUGAGCACUUAGUGUGUGUCAGGCAUCGUUCUCAGUAUUUCACACGGAGUAACUGGCUUAUCCCUCACCUUGCCCCUCUGAGGUGAGAGCUGCUGUUAUUUUGAUUUCACAGACGAGGAAGCAGGCCAGAAUGGUAAAGCCACUUGUCCAAAGUCAGACAGCUUGGGAAGUGUCAGAGAGGGGCCUUGAACCCAGGCUGUCCGUCUGUAGCCUGCAUUGCCGUUGCCUGCUAUGCCCCUCUCUGGCGAUAGUACCCCAGGGGGGCUUUGGGAAGCCACACGGCUUAGCAGGUAAAGCGACAGCAGCCUUCCUCUUGUGAUCGUGCACCUAAGAGGAAAUACUGUUUGGGCAUGUACCUCCAAUAGGUAGAUUUAUUUAUAACUUAUAUCCAGGUGCUACUAGCAUUCUGUAUAUUAGUCAUAAGGCUUAAAUUAUUCCAUUUUAAAAUUAAAAAUAAAUAGAGAGGGUUUUGAUUACCAGCCUCAUCCCAGUGACUUGUCCCGCACACCCCUUGGGUGUAUGCACCUGGCUUUGAGACCACAGGCUCUGAAGUGGGAGAGGCCUGGGUUCAAAUCCAAAUGCUUCAAAUCCAAAUCCCACUGUGAACUUGGGCCACCAGUGACUCUGGCUCUCUUCACCUUGCCUUUGCACCUGGGAAACAGGGCUAAUGGUGACCCUCGCCCCACAGGGGUGCUGUGAGGCACUUGGGUGGUAAAGGGGUCGGGAGUCAGGGCUGGGUGUGGCUCCUGGCUUGGCUACUUACUUUCUUUGUGACCUUAGGCAAGUCACUGCUCCAUUGAAUGGGUGGCGGGGAUUGGUGACAUUGCAGAAGCGUGAAGCCCUUGGAGGAGGGAGCUUCGCACACCAGCAAGAGAAGAUAAAUGCCGAUUUGGCCCAGACUCCUGAGGCUCAGACAUACGAAGCCUGACUUACAACGCAGCCUCUGUUUUUAACCACUGAACCUGCCAACGGCUCGCAGUCUGUUGGGUUCCCAGGGAACAUUCUGGAAACAUGGGGAUGAUUUGGGUUAUUGCUGUGAUCGGACCGUGCUCUUGGCUGGUGGAAGGCACGGCCCAGGGAUGGAGAUGUCUUAUAAUAUAUGCAGGGCACCUCCACACAAUGAAGCAGGGUCCCUUGUAUAUGUAUAAAUGUAUAAAUACAUAAAUCAAUAUCUGCAUCACAUCUUAAAAUCUUUUUUAAUUCUCAAAAUAAUCAAUAUUAGCUAUCUAUAUAUACAUAUUUCUUUAAGGUGUUGCCAAGAACGUAAGUUGAAGCUCAAAUCACUCGUAAAUUAUUGUAAUGGUUUUGUUUCAUUUAGAAAUUGUUGGUGUGAUUUCUUGAUUGGCACAGCUGUAUAUACGUAUAUACAUAAAAUAACAUGUUAUAUAUGUACAUAUGUAUAUUUAAAAUAACCUUGUCUUAGCUGUGGUUUGAUAAGGGAACCGCAUCAAAUGCUUUUAGCAACUUCCCAUUAAAUUGAGAAUCCUUAGGACUUGAGAUCUCAAUAGAUAAAGAAUUUCUCUUAGCAGCAACUGCAGUGUUUUGGUGUUUUUCUCCUCUCUUUGCUGUUCCUGAACUAACAGCAAUUACGUCUGAAACUUUUCUAGCCCUUAAAAUAUUGUCUAAUAGUUUUGUCUAUUCAAUAUGUUUAUUACCAACUAAGUAAUGGGAUGACAGAAAACCCAUCACAACAACUAACUUGAACUAAUUUAUCGCAAUAUGUAUUAUUGAAUUUUACACUUUCUCACUCACUCUUAUACUAUUCACCAGCCAGAAGUAUUUCAAUACUUUAACAACCAGCCCAUCCACACUAGUGCAAACUAACGAAAUUUUAGCCUUACUUGGAAAAACCUGGUUAAGAAUGAUCUGAGCCUAGAACCUAACUCUCCUUAGGCAAACACAAAGUCUUUUUAGAUGGUUUUCGUAGGUUCUGACUUUUCCAGGAAGUGCAACUACCACGUAAGAUGAGGGAAGCUUGUGUUUUGUUUGAAACUUGGCCAAGGAUUGUCAACAAUAUCAGAAAACCACGUUCCACCUGGUUCUUGGUAAUUCAACACCUAAACCGCAUGUUUACAGACGCGUUAGGAGCUGCCUAUGUUUCCGGUGUAAAUGUUUGUCUCCCUCCUCGGGUUCUAGGAAGGUGGCCCCGCACAUUCGCAUAUUGAAAUGUAUAUUUUAAAUUCCUAUC
Molecule: messenger RNA, 5313 nt
Organism: Globicephala melas (long-finned pilot whale)
Lineage: Eukaryota; Metazoa; Chordata; Mammalia; Artiodactyla; Delphinidae
Gene: FKRP
Product: fukutin related protein
Biological process (GO): protein O-linked glycosylation via mannose
Cellular component (GO): Golgi apparatus
Source: RefSeq, a predicted model, not a curated record